This is a messenger RNA of Protopolystoma xenopodis, 1050 nucleotides long. NCBI's taxonomy places the organism in Eukaryota, Metazoa, Platyhelminthes, Monogenea, Polystomatidea, Polystomatidae. The record is from the annotation of a GenBank genome assembly.
AUGUUGGAUUCUUUUAUCCGGUCGCCUCGCAUCAUCUGGUCUCAGUUGGCCGAUAGCGAAUUUGACAUGAUAAAUUGCAAAGAGGGCUGUCACCAUAGCCACCAGUUCCGACCCUACCAGCAGUACCCCUGCCGGAUUCCAACCGUGGAGCUGAGUGGCUCUCUUGUCAUGAGUCUUCGUUUCAUUGUAUGGUUUAAAAGCCGAAACAAGUGUUUUUUGAGGGAGGCAGUAUUUGGCAUAUGCCGGGGUGAACGUGACGUGCACAAUCAGGUUUCAGUUGCGUCCGGGCCUGGUUUGAUUGAUGUGCUGUACAUGAUGUGUGUCUUGCCCAGUUGGUACAGGAUAGGGACUACAACCACAAUAAGUAUAUUCCGACAGAAUUCAGCAAGUUUGUCAGUUGGUAGCGCAGGCGGGGAACAGGUCGAAGUUGUGCUGCAGGCGCCAAUUUUUAGUCUCAGGGCAGAGGCUACUGCUCUCCUGUGGCUCUGCAAAAAUGCUCUCUCUUUUUCUCCCUCUUUCAUACACACGAAUCUUUGUUGUUUUGAUGAAAUCUGUAUUGUUCGUAUCGUGUCGAAUUCACCGGCUCACUGUGCCGACUCUACACCAACUCUCCUCACACAAUCUCAACUUCUUCUUCUCACACCGACUCUAUUCAACUACUCUCGGCUCCCAAUCUUUCUUGAAGUAAACCCGGAGAAAUCCUACAUCUGCCUCUCCAAGAUCCAAGGGAUCCCGAUGAAUCAUCUCUCCCUACAAAGAAUUCCUAUUUUUCAUUGGGUCCUGUCACCAGCCCACCCCAACCCCUCCCUCCAUGCUCUUUCAUCUGACAAGAUCCCGAGAUACAGUUGGAAUAAAACCGGGGCUAAUCAAUGGGAAUUGAACCCGGCUGGUACAGCACAUGUUUUUAAGCUGGUACUUGCACGAGUGUCAGUCAGUUGCAUGGUAGAAGCGAAUUUCAAUGCAACCCAGGUCUCUUCCAUAUCAUAUUAUUAUAGUGGGAUUUCCGCAAAUAAACAUUUGUUUAUGAGACGUAUUCAACCUUUUUACUGA